CUACUUCUCCAUAUUCCAUCUAUUCCAGUGGCUCAGAUCCAUACAAACAAGAAAGAAAAAAAAAAUUCACUACCAUUCUCACACUCGUUCUUCAAUCUUAAUACCACUAUCUAUCUUCACCAAAUCCACUCACUAAUACCAUCACCAUGUCCGUGACAACCACCUCAACCGGCACCGCCGCCUCCGCCUCCUCCACCUGCAUCAACAAGCUCUACGACAUCCCCGUCAAAGAUGCCGCCUGCGCCAUGCCCAUGCGCAACAACAACUCCGCCAUCAUGAGCAGCUGCUGUGGCUCCGCCUCCAUCGUCUCCUAUGACAGCUGCGACUACUACUGUCUGGCCCAGGACCAGACCGUCGGUACCCUGGCCGAAUGUCUCAUCAAGGCCUCCGAGGCCGGUGAGGUCUGGUGUAACACUAACGCCAACGCUACUGCUACCGGUAGCGUUCCUACCACUGGCGCUGGCACUGUCGUCUCGACUGCUACGGCUACCGGUGGCUCGUCUAGCACUGGGUCCAGCACUUCCAGUGGUUCGACGGCUUCGUCGACUAGUGGUGCUGGUGUGGCGGUUACGAAGAAGAGUGUGGGUGUGUUGGCGCUGUUGUUCUUUGGGUCGACUGCGGGUUUCUUGUUGUAAGAAAGAGAUUAAUGGGAUUGGAUUAAGGGGUAGUUUGAUACGGGGGUUUAGAUUAGGUGGAUUGGAUGGAUAUUGUUUUGUAUAGAGCAGAACAGAGCAGAGCAGGCUCGUACAGUAACUUGGGGAAAAGAUCGUCUUGAUUCGAACCAUUUUGCUAGCGGAAGUCCGUCCUUCUUAGCAUAACUUUGAUCUUUCAUUUGUUUGUUUGUAUUAGAUACUACCAUUGAUGCUUUCUUCACUUCGUCCA
Molecule: messenger RNA, 882 nt
Organism: Aspergillus piperis CBS 112811
Lineage: Eukaryota; Fungi; Ascomycota; Eurotiomycetes; Eurotiales; Aspergillaceae
Exons: 1
Coding region: 147-635 (162 amino acids)
Source: RefSeq, a predicted model, not a curated record